AUGAGGUCCUGUAAUAGUAUAGAUGGGUCAAAGGGAGAGGGACCUAAUAGAUCCCCACUUGCAGCCAACUUUGCAGAAGGGGAAGUAAGGGAGGAGCCCAAGAGGAGGUCAGUAAGAUUGUCAGCUAAACCAGUCCUUGCAAAGGCUGAAUCUAAGCCCAAAAAGACAACAGGAAAGGAUAAAUCUGAGGACAAAAAAAUUCACACAAAAGGAAAAAAAGGAGCAAAAGGAAAACAAGCAGAAUUGACUAAUCAAGAAGAGAAUAAAGAUAGUCAUCUAUCUGUAUUACCUGCAGAAAAUGGAGAAACUAAAAAUGAAGAGGUCCCAGUCUCUGAUUCAGCAGGAGAGAAAGAAGCCAAAUCUGAAUAACAUCUUAUACUAAGUCUUUUGACAGUUGUCCCUGUCACCUCCCUUCUUGUACAAUUCAGAGGAAUAUUUUUAUCAACUAUUUUGUAAAUGCCAACUUUUUAGUAGCUCUAGAAACACAUUUUUAAGGAGGCAAUCCCACCUCAUCACAUUAAUUUUUUAAAACAUUUAGAUAAAUGUAAGCCAAUCUAAAGUGACUUUAUUUAGAAUCCUAUUUAAAGAGGUG
Molecule: messenger RNA, 592 nt
Organism: Gracilinanus agilis (Agile Gracile Mouse Opossum)
Lineage: Eukaryota; Metazoa; Chordata; Mammalia; Didelphimorphia; Didelphidae
Product: non-histone chromosomal protein HMG-14-like
Exons: 2
Coding region: 1-369 (122 amino acids)
Biological process (GO): chromatin organization
Cellular component (GO): nucleus; chromatin
Molecular function (GO): nucleosomal DNA binding
Source: RefSeq, a predicted model, not a curated record